UUAAUUCGGUAAAUAAGUAAAUAAAUGUAUAAAAGUGUUUGAACUAACUAUUUUUACAUGAGAACCCGGAAAAAGAGAAAACCAUGGGACUUUAUAGGCGAACGUCCAGGCCCGCUCUUUCUCAUUAAUAUGCUCCCAUCACUCAUUUACAUAGUACAAAGGUAGAACUCCAUUAAUGGAGGUAUGAGUAAGCAAAUCUAAAGAGGGAGGAAGAAGUAAUAAUGGUAGGAGAAGAGUCAAAAUCCCCUCUUCUAUGGACGCUAAGGCUUCCUAUUUACGGGGAAAGCCUCCUAUCCUAAUGGGCCUUAAUGGGCCGAAGCAGGUUCAAGUGGGCCGGACGAGACUAAAUGGGCCUCGCCGAUUGGGUUCCGUAUUGAAGUGAUGAUUUAGACCUCUGAACACUAGUGAGCCCGAGUAAUAUACCCAACAGAGUAUAAUGAUGUUGAUUAGUCAAGUGUAUGGUAGGUACAUAAAUUGUGGUGUGGGUGUCGUGGACAUGGCGGUGGAAGGGCAACACUGACCGAAAGUACACCUCAUAAUUUGUAAGCUGCGUGUGCUUCUUUUUAAUGCCUCCAAUGGCUGCUACGUCUUAUUUCUCUUGAGCUGCUUUUCUGCUAUUUUAAUCCAUCAUUUCUACCCCCUUCCAGUACUAAAUGGCGGGCAUCUGCUGUGGAUUUCUGAAUCAGAGUAGCGUGUCGUCGUCAUCUUCUUCGUGCGAGACAUCUUCCCGGUCGGCCAGGAGGAGGAGACCGGAGAUCGGUAAGAUUGAGUUAGUUUCCGGAGUAGCUCCGCCGGAAACAGAGAAUCGACUGAAACGUCCUCGUUUGGAGAUGUGUUCCUCUUCAGGAUCGAGUUCGAGGCCGUGCUGUAACGUCGUUAACAAUUCUGAAGGCUCCGACGCUGAGGAGACGGCUGUGAAUAGAAAACCUGGAUUGAUUUUGAGCUCGUUGACUUCAGGUUUGUUGCCUAAAUUCGGAGUGGCCUCCUUCUGCGGACGCCGGCGGGAUAUGGAAGAUGCGGUUGCGAUUCAUCCGUGGUUAUGCCCUAAGGAUCGCGAAAACAACACCGAAUUGCACUACUUCGCAGUCUACGACGGCCAUGGAUGCUCUCACGUUGCGAUGAAGUGUAAGGAACGGUUACACGCGCUCGUUAAGGAAGAGGUGGAGAAGAAAGAGGAUUGGAAGCGCGCGAUGGAGCAGAGCUUCAGUCGCAUGGACGAGGAGGUGAUUGCGUGGAACGAGAGCGUCGUUCGUGGCAGUUGCCGGUGUGAGCUGCAAAGCCCGGACUGCGACGCCGUCGGGUCAACCGCCGUCGUUGCAAUUGUAACCCCGGACAAAAUCAUAGUGGCCAAUUGCGGCGAUUCCAGGGCGGUCCUCUGCCGGAACGGCAAAGCUGUUCCUCUCUCCAAUGAUCAGAAGGUGAGGAAAUGACUCUUUCUCAGAUUUAAUCGAUUUUAACUGGAUUCGAAAAUCGAAACUUCUGUUAUUAGUAUUCCGGCUUGUUCGUUCCCAAUUUUGGUUUUCAAUUGUGCAGCCGGAUCGCCCGGAUGAGUUGAAUCGGAUCCAGGAAGCGGGCGGGCGGGUCAUAUACUGGGAGGGUGCUCGGGUCCUCGGAGUCCUGUCGAUGUCGAGAGCCAUCGGCGACAACUAUUUGAAGCCCUAUGUGAUAUGUGAGCCGGAGGUGACCGUCACCGACCGGUUGCCGGAGGACGACUGCUUGAUUCUGGCCAGUGAUGGGUUAUGGGACGUGGUGUCGAACGACACCGCAUGCGGAGUUGCGCGGAUGUGCCUGAACGGGAAGAAGCCGGCGUCUCGCCAUGGCCUGCCGGAGAAGGAAAUAGCACUGCAGAAUUCUGACAAAGUUUGCUCCGAUGCGUCGGUGUUGUUGACGAAGUUGGCCCUGGCGAGGCGGAGCUCGGACAACGUGAGUGUAGUCGUGGUCGACUUGAAGAAGGCCACGUAGCUCCGUGGAGAUAUUAUCAUGACUAGUGAAACGUGUUAGUUUUUUGGUAGCAGUGAAACGUGAUACGUACUUAGAGAUAUUUUGGUAUGAGUGUUUUUUUCCCUAGCAUUUCUAUGUUAUGUGAAAAUUUCAAGGGGUAACAAACCUCUUGAUUUUUUUCAUGGUUUACACGCAGAAAUUCACUUUUUACCGAAUUCAACUUUUUUGCCUUCUUUUGCAGUGGUUAUAAAUAUGAAAUCCAUCCCGUCAGAUCUACUCCCAAAUUCACUUUUUAUGGAUUACCCUAACUUUCUUGUUUGAAUGCGUGACUUUUUUUGGCUCAUGACGAUUCCGUAUUUACUCUUUGAUCCAUAGAAAAGGUAGAAUCUCCUACAGAAAAGGUAGAAUCUCUUACCGCAGGAGCUCCCGACACGAUGGUGGAGAGGUUAGUCACGGUGACUCAAUCAGCAAAGUGAUAGUAGACUCAUAUAUCCGUGCGCAUUAGAGACUCAGACUUAUUUCAGAUUCUGUGAUCUUUAUCCGAUCGCUACGGGGAUUCAAACCUUGCUCUAUUGAUCCAAAUCUCCCACUACUCGACCAACUGAGCUACCCGUGCGGUUACGAUUUUGUAUUUACUCAAAAUUAGUGGAACGUUAUCAGUUAUACUCAGUAAGAAAUUUAGUUAAUGAAAACGGUUUGUUUCUUGUAUGGAGUAUAAAAAAUUAAGAAUAAC
Molecule: messenger RNA, 2674 nt
Organism: Cuscuta epithymum
Lineage: Eukaryota; Viridiplantae; Streptophyta; Magnoliopsida; Solanales; Convolvulaceae
Source: the annotation of a GenBank genome assembly